UGACAAUAUCGAAGAAAAACGAACGACUGAUUCUGGAAGAUUAUUCCAGUCAGUAACAGUUGAAUGAAAGAAGGAAGAAGAGACUGUUUGUGGAGAAAACCCGCUCACAGGAGGUGGGAUACGAACACUCUUGACGACAUGGCUCUCUUCUUUGCAAGUGGAUAAGUUCUUAAAGCAGUAAAGGAGUUUAACGAGUUAGAUAAAUGAGAGUUUUGUACUUUAAUGACUUAAUUUUCUUUCUGUUUAUUCAUCUAAUCCCUAUUAAAUCUCUUUAAAAAGUUGAGCAAGUAGUAUAGAUGACACACCUAGCACCUAUAAAUUAAUAUUUACUAUUUCAUUUAUUCUAGCCUUUCUUGGAUCAAAUUGAAGGUAAAGUAUUUAGUAGACUUUCUUUUGUUUAUACGGUGAAAACAUUUAAAUAUAAAUAAAUAUAGAAUAAUUGACAUCGUUUUUAUCAUUUUAUUAGAGACGUUUCGUUAUGAACUCAUAACAUCAUCAGUCGAAAAAUGAAAUGAAUGAACAAACAAGACGAAAGAGUAUAAAUAUAGACAAUACAAAGAGAGAGACAAGAACACAAAUUAGACGAGAACGUUUUCUUUUAAUCAUUAAUUUUCGCCCCCCCAAACUUAUUGUCUUUUUGUAAUCAAAAUACAUUUAAUAUGAAACUCUUCUGUGAAUAACUAACUACAGUUCUAUGGUUAAAAGAACUGUUGUUAAAAGAUUCAGAAUUAAUUACAUAUGUUUAUAGAAAACCCACCGACACUGGUCUAUAUCUCAGAUGGACAAGUAAUCAACCCCGCAAUUAUAAAAUUAAUUUAAUUAAAUGCCUAUGCUUUCGUGCAAAAAGAAUUUGCUCAUCGGAUAGUCUAUUUAAACAACAGUUAGAAUAUUACAAAAAGAUUUUUAUUGCCAAUGAAUAUCCACGUAAUGUUGUUAAGAAAACUAUUCGUAGUAUUGAAUUAAGUAUUAAUAAGAAACAAUCCGGUCUGAAUAUUCAAAAAUUAUUUAUUCCUUUUCCUUAUUACGGUGAAUGUGUUCUAUAGUGUUAGCAAAUAAGAUUCGGAAAAUAUUACAAAUUUCCACAACACAUUAUAUUUGGAUUUAAGACUGGAAAUAGAAUCUCUUCAUUGUUUAGCAGAACCUAUCGUUGUAGUAAUGAUAAUAAGCGAAUAGUAUAUGGUUAUUCAUGUUAUGAUUGUGAUGGAUAUUAUAUUGGUCAGACAGCGAAAGAUUUUGAUGGUAUUAAAUGGGGCAACAAUUGUAAUGAGCUGAAUGCUGCUUAUGCAGCUGACGGCUAUGCUCGAAUAAAAGGAGUAGGAGCACUUUUAACGACCUUCGGAGUGGGUGAACUGUCGGCUAUCAAUGGAGUUGCUGGUUCCUUCUCUGAAAUGGUUCCUGUUGUGCAUAUUGUGGGUACACCAGCCACAGCUUCACAAGCAAAAGGCGCUCUAUUACAUCAUACAUUAGGAAAUGGAGAUUUUCGUGUAUUUGCUAAAAUGUAUAAAGAAGUAACAAUUGCGCAAGCUGAUUUAAACAAACACAAUGCAGCCGAAGAAAUUGAUCGUGUGUUAAAAAAGUGUGUAAUCAGCGUCAGACCAGUUUACAUUUCGUUACCUGUCGACUUAAAUACUUUUGAACUAAAUAUUGAUUCGGAUCAAAUAAAACCACUUGAUUUAAAAAUACCACUCAAUCCACCAGAAGAACAUGAAGCAGCUAUUACAGCCAUACUCAAUGUAACAGAAAAAGCUGAAUCAAUUGUUGUCGUAGUCGAUGCAUGUACACUUCGUCACCAGGUACAAAAAGAAGUCUUAAAAUUUGUUGAACACGCACAACUGCCAGUUUAUGUUACUCCAAUGGGCAAAGGAGGCAUUGACGAACAUCAUCCUCAAUUUCGUGGUGUGUAUGCUGGUGAUUGUUCGUACGAACAAGUGGCUGAAGAAAUACACAAUGCAGAUAUCAUUAUUAGUGUUGGAAGUUUAAAUUGCGACUUUAACACUGGUGGAUUUACAUUUCAUCUUAAACAAAAGAAAACAAUUGAGCUUCAUUCAUUUGCUACAAAAGUAUUUUAUGCCGUUUACGAUAAAGUUAAUAUGAAACAAUUAUUGCCUGAUUUAACAAAGAGAUGGCCAACAGAAAGAAUAAAAAAGUACAGUAUGAAACCGAUAGUUCCUCCUGCUGCUCCUCCUAGUGAUAAUAAUCAAGAAAUAUUGCACGACUAUUUUUGGAAAAAAGUACCCGAUUUUAUGCCAGAAAAUUCCAUCAUCGUAGCAGAAACUGGUACCUCAGAAUUUGGUAUUUUUAAUCUCAAAGCUCCGAAUGGCUCAGUAUUUUUAACACAAAUAUUAUGGGGUUCAAUUGGUUAUAGUGUUGGAGCCUGUCUGGGUGCAGCAACUGGCUCGAAAAAAGAAAAACGUCGUGUAUUUUUAUUUGUUGGCGAUGGUUCAUUUCAGGUUGUGUGCCAAGAGGUAUCAUCAAUGCUUCGUUCUAACGUAACUCCGGUUAUCAUUUUAUUAAAUAAUGAUGGCUACACAAUUGAGAAGUUGAUUCAUGGCCCUGAUCGUGCUUAUAAUUCAAUUCAAAUGUGGAACUAUCACAAAACAUUUGAAUAUUUUGGUGCCGGAAUAAAACAAAAUACAGAGCAAGCGUCAAUUGGUUAUACGGGACAAGUGUCAACAAGAAAAGAUUUUGAAAAAGUAAUGGAACAAGUGAGAAAAGAAGAUGAUAAAAUACAUUUUAUCGAAGUUAUUAUGCCAAAACUAGAUGCUCCAACUAGUCUCAUACAAACAAUUGAAGGAGUCAAUAAAAACAAAAAACUACAACUGAAUGAAGAAUAG
This is a messenger RNA of Didymodactylos carnosus, 2834 nucleotides long. The record is from the annotation of a GenBank genome assembly. NCBI's taxonomy places the organism in Eukaryota, Metazoa, Rotifera, Eurotatoria, Philodinida, Philodinidae.